This is a messenger RNA of Branchiostoma floridae (Florida lancelet), 5076 nucleotides long. RefSeq names its product dual specificity protein phosphatase 16-like. NCBI's taxonomy places the organism in Eukaryota, Metazoa, Chordata, Leptocardii, Amphioxiformes, Branchiostomatidae. Gene Ontology annotation, biological process: protein dephosphorylation; negative regulation of MAPK cascade. The transcript is spliced from 7 exons. Gene Ontology annotation, molecular function: MAP kinase tyrosine/serine/threonine phosphatase activity; protein tyrosine/threonine phosphatase activity. The record is from RefSeq and is a predicted model, not a curated record. Gene Ontology annotation, cellular component: cytoplasm. The coding region runs from base 926 to 2908 and encodes 660 amino acids.
CAUGACGUGUGUUCUAUUUUUAGCGCGGUGAUGUCAUGCCUGCCCAGGUUUCGGCCCGCAGUGUUUUCUUUUUUCCUGCCUCCGUCCGGAGAUUUCCCGUGCCGUGCCGGCCCCAAACCCGCCCGUAACCGCCGCCAUGCCCGCCCAGGCCCCGGCAGCGUGAGCUGCACAGUCCCCCCGGCCCUCCCCCCGCCCCUGCGCCGCGUACCGCCCGUACAGAGCCCGCUAGCCCGGCCCAACCCCCCACAUACAGGAGGAGGGACCCGCGCCAACACCAGGCAAGUACCACGUUAGCUCCUCCAUCCUGAGAUCCGGACCCAGAUUACCGGGACCUACACACGCGUAGAUCCUGCCCAGAUCCUGCUGAAGGGUGAGAUCGGAUCGUGCAGGGAUCCAGCCCGUGUGCCGUGCCUGUGAGAAGGGUUCAGACCUGUACCGUUCGUGUUUCUGAAGGUUUGUUGACUGCCUGACUCUGACUCAUUCUAACGUUACCAUCGGCCACGCAACAAUAACGCACUGCUAAAACGGGAAACUUACAAAUUCCGCCUCAAACAAGACUGACAAGACUUAAGGAACGACACAAGGAGUCUGAACUGCCAAAACAACGUCUUCAAGAUUACAAGAGACCGACAUCUUCCAGGACAGGUGUGAAACCAUACAGUGUCCUCAGAAGACCCCAACUGAUGUCUACAAGAUCUAUCGUAACUGUGGAAGGAAGGAGUGAAAGAAACGAAGGAAGGAAAGAGAACGCAGGAGGAAGAGAAAAGCUGAAGUAGUUUGAAUGUCGAUUUUAAUUUUUAGGAAAGGGCAAGUGCAAUAUUGUCAGGACUCCAUGGCCAACCAAAGAACGGUUUAACUGCGUUGGACAGGAGAGAAACGAUCCGAUCGUAGGAACGAUUUUCGAAGGAACGCGAGAAGAAAAUCGAUGACGAUGAAAGCCAAAACGGCGAGCAUGCGCGAAGCGAUGGCGGAGUCGCUACUGAAGUACCAAGCGAAUUUGUUGAACUGCGAGCGGCUGGCCGCCAUGUUGCAGGGCGGACUCCCGAAGACGCUCCUGAUUGACAGCCGGUCGUUUCUGGAGUAUAACACGUCCCACGUGCUGAACUCUGUCAACAUCUGCUGCUCCAAACUCAUGAAACGGAGGCUCCAGCAGGACAAGGUCUCCAUCAGAGAGGUGCUGCGGAACACCUGCCACGUGCAGGAUGAGGAGAAAGAUGAAGUCAUUGUGUAUGACCAGUGCACGCAGGACCUCGACGGGCUCUCCACUGAGAACUUCCUCUCCGUGUUGCUGGGGAAACUCUCGUCCGCGUACAAGAACGUCUCGCUCCUCACAGGUGGAUUUAACCAUUUCCAGUCGUGUUUCCCGACCCUGUGUGAGGGAAAGCUCCCGACCUUUAACCUCCCGACCCUGUCCCAGCCCUGCCUGCCCGUCGCUAACGUGGGCCCCACCCGGAUACUGCCAUUCCUGUACCUCGGCUCACAGAAGGACGUCUUCAACAGGGAAGUGAUGGAGUUCUAUGAGAUAAACUAUGUGCUGAACACCAGCGUCACGUGUCCGAAGCCUGACUAUGUCCCCGACACACACUUCCUGCGGAUCCCAGUAAACGACAACUACGCAGAGAGGAUCUUUCCCUGGUUCGACAAGAUUAUCGAGUUCAUUGACAUGGUGCGAGAGUCGAACGGCUGCGUGGUGGUACACUGCAUGGCGGGCGUGUCUCGCUCGGCAACCGCCUGUAUCGCUUUCGUCAUGAAACAUCUCAACCUCAGCUCCGACGACGCAUACAGAUACGUGAAGGACAAGAGGCCGUCCAUCUCCCCCAACUUUAACUUCCUGGGGCAGCUGCUGGAGUUUGAGAAGCUGCUGACGGAACGCCGGGCGCAAUCCGCCGUUAUCCAGGACCAGCCAACCAGACUCGACUUUCCUCAGCACUCCGCCAUCGAAGACCCCGACGAGAAGGACUUUCUCUUCUGCGACGUCUUACUGGACAAUAAGUCGAACGAGGCUCGAUGGAAGGAGGGGCGGGACGUUUCUAGGGACGUUUCGUCGCAGUCUCAAAGUCACCCGGGUAAAUCUUUAAGCAAUACGUCGCCGGUACGCGACAUGCGUCAGGUGAAGCGUUCGUUUUCGCUGAACGUGAAGCACUGUCUGGAGAUGCCGUAUAUCGUACCGGGCCUCGCGACUGGACUCUGCUUCAACAAGCAGAAACCCAGAUCAGGGACCGAGAAAUCCGCCAAGGCGGCGCCCGAGCGACCGGAGAAGGUUGGAGAGAGCUCCGGGAGCGAGUCGGAGCAGGACCAGGUCGAGAUUCUGCACGAUUUCAGCCGCGUGCGUUUCCGUAGAAACCGGCUCCGGAAGAGCCCGUGUCGCAGCGUGAGCUGCCCGCAGGGCCUGAACCGCAGCCUGAACUUGCAAUACAACAGCGACGACAAGAAGCCGGAGCUCGGGACACACAGGAAGUUCGAACUUGACUUUGCCCAGGCAGUACGCAUGACCUCCAGUCCGGGUUUUUCCUCACAGUCGAGUCCAAGUAGUUCCCAGUCGAGUCAGGGAAGCACGCCGAGCUUGCACGACCCUGCGGUGGUCUAUCGCCAGGGAAACACGCCGACCUUACAUGACCCUGCCGUGGUGUAUCGCCAGAGGAGGUUAGAUCUGGACUUCCCGUCUCCGAGUUCCGCGUCAUCGCAGGGCGGCAGCCCGAGUUCGCUCGGCCGGCGGAAGAGAAACAAUCGCGGGCUGUACCUGUCCAUCCCCUCGCCCAAUGGUACGGUCCUGGACAAAUGGCGGCAGAGCCUCGACCCGUCGGAGGCGGCGCACGCGGCAGACUCCAGCUGCCAGCGUCAGUACGAGGAGAGCAAACUGCCGCAGCAAAGUCACAGCCAAAACGUUGAUAUGAUACCCGUUUCCUAAACGUUGAUGUGAUACCCUUUUCCUACCCAGUACAAAAGCUUUUUUUGUAAAUCGCACUCCACUGUUCCACGUGGUUUGGGUGCAGCAGCACAACUCAUUACCAAAAACUACUGUAGAAAGCUGUCUCAAUCAUCUGUUUCCAAAGAUGCUGUUGGUGUGGUGCCGGCUGCAGGCAGCUGUUGCCACCCCUACAGUGCAAAUGGAUCAACCCAAAACUUAGCAGUCUCCACAGCUCGUGGAUCACUCCACCCUCUUUUGCAGGGGUGGUCAGCUUGUUUGUUGUAUUUGCUAGCUGGUUCGUACCUCGCACUGGAUGACAAUCUUUACACUUUAGGUAUCUCACCAGCGUGGUGUUCAUAGAACUCACCUGCACCCUGGUCAUAUGGAACACUGUUGAGACACCAUGUCAUUGUUUCCUCAAACCAAAAAGAUGUCUCACAAAGAUGUCAUCAGUUCUGCUCCCCUCCUGUGUUGCAUGUUCCCUUGAUGCUGCCCCCCUCCCCCUGUGUUCCCUUGUUGCAAACUGUUACAGAGAGGAUCAUUGCUACAUGUGGCAAAUUCCAGACGAAUGUGGCAGACACGGGAAAUCUGCAGCUGCAGUAGAACCCCGCAGAGAAAUGUGGCGAUGCGUAGAGCGUUGUGGCGAACGCUGUGUGGCAAUGCAGAUAGCUGAUCUGGACAUGCGGCCAGUUUCAGCCAGGAAAACGGGAGACAGAAAAGUGCCAGUGCAAAGUUGUGAAGGAACUCAGACAAACGUUCGUGCGGACGGACGGAAUAUUCCAGCGAAGUUUGUGUUCUGUUGUCCCAGUGCUAUGCAUGAAUACAGUUGCAUCGUUCCGUAAGAGCGGAACGAACGUUUUUGCGCCGACGCUCAUCGACGUUCGGCGCGCAGGAAGCAGGGUUACUCCAUACAGACUGGUAACCUUGGUAACCGGCCAACAUUUGUUGCAUUUUCGAGCCAAACGGGCGGAGAGAGAAACCAGCGCCCGACAGACUUGUACAGUUAUCGUAAGCUGCAUGCCGUACAUUUAUAAGGCCAACCCACAGAAAGGCGUGGCCGCCCAAGAGAGAGGGUUUCCUCGUUACCUCCUACAGUAAUUAGAGGUGUAAUUAGUAAUAAGGUUCCUGCUAAGAUCUCAGGUCUGUUCCUUGUUAAGACUGAUCUGAUGUACAUAUGUAAAAUUUCACUUGGGGGUUAUACAAGGUCAUGUAACUACUAGUAGGAAGGUUUUCCUACAUCGGUGGGGUAAAACGGGGAAAACACAGCUAGAAACAGUUUUGAUAGAGUAUUUUGACACACGGACAGAUUCAACGAUACUCAGGAAAAUACAGAUAUAUUGGAACAGAUAGAGAUGGUCUGGUCCCUAUGGAAACGGACUUGGAAAGGUCGUUCAUCGGUUGGGAAAAAAUUGUCGAUGUUUGAAAAUGAAGAUUCUGUUUUUGCUCAAGAAAGGAACCAAUAAAUCAGUCUCAGGAAAAUUUUUCACGUCUUUCAGAACGUCUUGCAGACAAAAUGGACAAUCCUCCCGGGUUCACAGGAUGAAAUUGGUCACGUUGAAAAAAAGGGUACUUUUGAAGGUCAUAACGUUAAUGGUUGUUUCUUUGUAAGCACCAAAUUUGUGCAUGCAGGUGGAAGAUUCCCAGCAUUUUCAAUGUGCGAAGGGCAAAAUGUGACCUUUCAAUCAUUGCAAGAAACAAAUAUGAAGAUUGGUAUCAAAUCACUUUGUGGCAGAGGUCAAGUUCAAGGGGAGGGGGGCAUCUAAAAGACCAUGAAAUCACUCAGGGUUUCUGCAAAUUGUUGUUUGGAUGGAUUCUGGGAGCUCUCUGGCCAAGCCAGUGCCUUUCUGAACUCUGCAGCUACAAAAUUGUCCAUGUUCAGGUCUAAAACAUUCGGUGUCGGCAAAAUCAUUUUCCCAAGUUGGGGAAUGAGUGACCUUGAAGACUGCUGCAGCAAAAUGGACAAGUCAAAAUUACCUCUAAAGAAGCUGUAACGACCUUGUAAUCAGUGGACGACCUUUCCUGUCCAGUUCCUAGGGGGAGACGUAUACUUGCGGGCUGUCUCGGAAGUUCAAGCUGUUUCUAAACGAAGUUACAGUACAGAUAUUUUAGUUAUUUCCAGUCCACCUUUCUUUCUCCAAAUAAGACAUGACAUUGAUGACUUUGGUGUA